Aspergillus puulaauensis is the source of this 897-nucleotide messenger RNA. RefSeq lists its product as uncharacterized. The coding region runs from base 1 to 897 and encodes 298 amino acids. Gene Ontology annotation, molecular function: dioxygenase activity. The record is from RefSeq and is a predicted model, not a curated record. The transcript is spliced from 3 exons. NCBI's taxonomy places the organism in Eukaryota, Fungi, Ascomycota, Eurotiomycetes, Eurotiales, Aspergillaceae.
AUGGAUGCUGCCAUGACUCUGAACCACGCUGUGGCCGAGCUGCCUAUCAUUGACCCCAGCAAGCUUGCGAGGGGAGAUGACGCUGAGAUAGAGAGAGUGUUAGAUGCGGGCAAGACACAUGGGUUCUUCUAUUUGGAUUUGACCACCGCAGAAACCCCGCGUCUAGUGGACACUUGGAAUGCGGUGCUGGCGUUUAUGGAAGAGUACUUCGAUCAGCUACAGGAAGUGAAGAUGAAGGAUGACCGGAACAGCGAUAUCCAUGGGUAUGAACCUUGUGGUACCUCUGCCGGGGCCACAGAAGAUCGCACCGACCACUAUGAGAGUCUGAAGAUCUCUUUCCAGGAAUGCCGAACCCGCUCAGAUAACCUGGCGCCCGCAUUGAAGAAGUACUAUGAGUUGUUAGAGCCGUUCAUUUCCGGUGCUCACAGGCUGACGUUGCUUAUUCUGCGUUGCUUUACUAAGGUCCUGGGAGAAAAGCUUCCAGCGACGCUGGAGUCGUUCCACGACCCGUCUCAGCCAACCACAAGCACCUUGUCCAUGUUCCGCUACCCCAGCCAGACCGACGAGGAAGCGGCUAAGGGCGUGGGGCACAACAAACAUACUGACAUUGGGACCCUGGCCUUUCUCCUCUGCCAGCAAUGGGGCCUCCAGAUGCUGUCACCGCUAGAGAACAAAUGGGUGUACGUGGCGCCCAAGCACGGCCACGCCAUUAUCAACGUAGGUGACUCGCUCCGGUUCCUGACACAAAACCGACUGCUGUCCGCUGUCCACCGCGUGCUGCCCUUUGUCAACCGUCAGGUGGCUCACCGGUAUUCAAUUGCAUUUUUCCUGCGUCCAGCCGAUGAUACCAUAUACCGUGACUCCAAGGGACGGAUGAUCACAGCCCGGGUGGCAUGA